AUGACACCAAUUGCUAGGCCCGACGGCUCCCUUCUUCCUGUGUCUCUGCUGCGAAGGCGUGCCGAACAACCCCCCGAUGCCCCGAAUGUAUCGGCCUUCUCGAUUGCCCCGGACCGACUAAGCGAAUUUGUCCAUUCCAAGAAUCUGUCGGAGCUGCAUGCCCUAGGAGGUUUGAGGGGUCUUGCAGAGGGAUUACAGACCGAUUUACAGAGUGGGUUGAGUCUGGAUGAAACAUUUCGAGAUGCCGCAACAACAACCACUACAACAUCAGCAACAACAUCACCAGAGAAAAUUGUCCUACCCGAACCCCGGCAUUCCGCGGAAUUCCCACGCCAUGCCUUUGUCGAUCGCAGGAAAUGCUUCGGCGACAACCGCCUGCCCACCAAACAGCCCCCGAGUCUCUGGUGGCUGAUGUGGAUGGCCUAUAAUGACCAUGUGCUGUUUCUGCUGACGGGAGCAGCUGUGAUUUCGCUCGCUCUCGGUUUAUACCAGACCUUUGGAACGGCGCACUCCCCCGAGAACCCCCCUGUAGAAUGGGUGGAAGGGGUGUCGAUCCUCGUUGCGAUCGUCGUGAUUGUGCUCGCCGGCGCGGCCAACGACUUCCAGAAAGAAUUGAAAUUCCGAAAACUCAACCGCAAGAAGCAAGACCGCAACGUCUGGGUCAUUCGCUCCGCGCAGACCCUGGAGAUCCCCAUCUCCGAAGUUGUCGUCGGGGAUCUCAUCCACGUCAAUCCUGGGGAUAUCGUGCCGGCCGAUGGGCUCUUGAUCCGAGGCCACCAGGUCAAAUGCGACGAGUCGUCGGCGACCGGGGAGUCUGAGCCAGUGGACAAGCGCCCUGCUGAGUCUCUGUCGGAGAGCUCGCAGCAGGAAACUUACGACGGUCAGCAUCUGCAUACAGACCCGUUUAUUCUCUCGCAUACAAAGGUUGUCGAGGGUGUCGGUGCUUUCCUCGUUUUGGCUACUGGCACAAACUCUAGCUAUGGGAAAAUCCUAUCAUCCCUCAACGACGAUCCGGGCUUCACCCCGUUGCAGGUGAGACUCAGCGGGCUAGCCAAGAACAUUGCCCGGUUCGGUGGUGCCGCCGGCCUGGUGCUGUUUGUGAUUCUGUUCAUCCGAUUCCUGGUUGGCCUCCGCCACAGCACGGAGACUCCCACAGAGAAAGGCCAGUCGUUUCUCAAUGUCUUUAUCCUUGCCCUUACCAUCGUGGUCAUCGCAGUCCCGGAAGGUCUUCCGCUGGCAGUGACUCUUGCUCUAUCAUUCGCGACAACACGCAUGAUGAAGAAUAACAAUCUGGUCCGGCAGUUCCGAGCGUGCGAGACCAUGGGAAAUGCUACCGACGUCUGCUCCGACAAAACAGGGACUUUGACGCAGAACGAGAUGACGGUUGUGUCGGGGUUUUUUAGCGUUACAUCCCAUUUCACCGACCCGACCACUGGACCAGAGACCAAGGACCGGGCGGACUUACCAGUGUCGGGGUGCAUGCGGGGUCUCUCUGGUAUUUUCCGGGAUCUCUUGUCACAAUCCAUCGUGAUGAACUCCACUGCAGUCGAGAGCCACGAAAACGGAGGCGGUCGACAGUUUCUAGGGUCCCAAACCGAGGCGGCAUUGCUACGCUUUGCUCAGGAUUACCUGGGGCUCAGUCAGUUAGAAGGCGAACGCGCCCAUUCCAAAGUUGUCGAGUUGCUUCCCUUUGACGCGUCCCGCAAAUACAUGGUUACUGUGGUUCAGCUUGCGAAUGGGUCAUACCGAGCUUACGUGAAGGGUGCCCCUGAAGUACUCUUGGGGAAGUGCACAGCAGCUAUAACAGAUCCCACUAAGGGCCUUCUGGGUACGCCAAUCACAGAGGCUACAACGGGACAGGCGCUCCAGGCUAUUGCCGAGUAUGCCUCGCGCUCGCUACGAACAAUCGCCUUUUGCUAUCGCGACUUGGACAAUCGGGCCUGGGAAGAGGGUGAAGUCGUAAGAUUCGAGGAGCUCCUUAAAGAACUCACCUUCUUCGGGGUUGUCGGCAUCCGCGAUCCUCUCCGAGCUGAUGCAUGGGAUGCGGUGCAGACCUGCCACAAAGCGGGACUGACUGUACGUAUGGUAACCGGCGACAAUCUUCUGACAGCCCGAGCGAUCGCAACAGAAUGUGGGAUUGUCUGUGGCCCCGAGGAUAUCGUCAUGGACGGACAGGAAUUCCGUGUCCUCGAUGAAUCCAAGCAGAGCGAUUUAGUCCCCCGGCUCAAAGUCCUGGCCCGGUCUCGGCCAAACGACAAGCGGAUUCUUGUUCAGCGUCUGAAGGAGUUGGGGAGAGUUGUCGCUGUGACGGGGGAUGGCACGAACGAUGCGCCAGCGCUGGCCGCGGCGGAUGUUGGCUUCUCGAUGGGGAUAUCGGGGACGGAGGUCGCGCGGGAGGCUUCGUCGAUUGUCCUGAUGAAUGACACUUUUUCAUCGAUUGUCAAUGCCAUUAUGUGGGGACGAGCCGUCAGCGAUGCUAUCAAGAAAUUCUUGCAGUUCCAAAUCACUAUCACCUUUACGUCUGUCGGGCUUGCAUUCGUCUCUGCGGUCGCCAACGCGGACGAGGAGUCUGUUCUGACACCGGUGCAGCUGAUGUGGGUGAAUCUGUUCCAAGACACGCUGGCAGCGUUGGCGUUAGCCACGGACCCUCCACCGCGACGGAUCCUAAACCGAAAGCCCGAGCCCAAAUCGACGCCCUUGAUCAACUCGAUGAUGUGGAAGAUGAUUGUCGGCCAGUCCAUCUACCAGAUGGUAGUGACGCUGGUAUUGCACUUUGCCGGGUCAUCCAUAUUUUCAUACACCACGAACCACCAGCAGCAACAGCUGCAGACAGCGGUGUUCAACACAUAUGUGUGGAUGCAGAUUUUCAACAUGUAUAACAACCGCCAAGUCGAGCGGUCCUUCAACCUCCUCGAGGGCGUGCUGCACAACUGGCUCUUUGUCGCCAUCACGACACUUAUGAUCAGCGCCCAGAUCCUGAUUGUGUUUGUCGGCGGGCGAGCGUUUUCAGUGGUGCGAUUAACCGGCGACCAGUGGGCGUAUUCGGUGGUUCUUGGGGCCAUCUCGGUCCCGGUAGGCUUUGUGCUGCAGGCUAUUCCCAAUAGCAUGGUUGAACGGCCAACCGCGGGUCUACAAAGGCUCUGGGGUUGGGUCCGUGGUUCAUAG
This is a messenger RNA of Penicillium alfredii, 3165 nucleotides long. RefSeq lists its product as uncharacterized. The coding region runs from base 1 to 3165 and encodes 1054 amino acids. Gene Ontology annotation, molecular function: P-type calcium transporter activity; ATP binding; ATP hydrolysis activity. The transcript has 4 exons. The record is from RefSeq and is a predicted model, not a curated record. Gene Ontology annotation, cellular component: intracellular membrane-bounded organelle; membrane. NCBI's taxonomy places the organism in Eukaryota, Fungi, Ascomycota, Eurotiomycetes, Eurotiales, Aspergillaceae. Gene Ontology annotation, biological process: calcium ion transmembrane transport; intracellular calcium ion homeostasis.